CGUCACGUGACUGGCGAAAGCCGUCGCGGAGGCUGGGGGGAGGGGGGAGGAGAAAUGGGCGGGCGGCCGAGAAGGGGGGAUCGCUUGAGACGCGACGACGACGACGACGAGGUUGUCAUGGAGCCGCAGGGCCGGGCUCGCGCAUGCGCCGCCGUACCCACGGGUCGUCCGCCUGUGGAGCUGCGACCCCAGUCCUAGGGCAGUCCAGAUGAAAAGAGUACUGAUGAGUCCCCUCGCAGCCCAGUAAAACAUGGAGAGGAAGAACCCGUCCAGAGAGGGCUCUCGAAGGCUGUCAGCCAAACCAAGCAAGGGCUCGGAGAUGAAAAAGGCGUCUCGUCAGCUCGGCCUGGCAGCUGCUGAGUCAGAUAAGGACUCUGGAUUUUCAGAUGGGAGCUCAGAAUGCCUGAGCUCGGCCGAGCAGAUGGAGUCCGAGGACAUGCUGAGCGCCUUAGGCUGGAGCCGAGAGGACAGGCCAAGGCCAAGUUCCAAGCCUGCGAGUGGAGCCUUCCCGACUCUGUCCCCCAUGGUGGUCAUGAAGAACGUGCUGGUCAAACAGGGCAGCAGCUCCUCCCAGCUCCAGUCGUGGACUGUCCAGCCCUCCUUUGAAGUGAUCUCGGCCCAGCCACAGCUCUUAUUCCUUCAUCCGCCGGUCCCGUCUCCUGUCAGCCCGUGUCACGCCGGUGAGAAAAAGUCAGACUCCAGGAACUACUUGCCCAUUCUCAAUUCUUACACCAAAAUAGCCCCUCACCCCGGCAAAAGGGGCCUUUCCCGCAGCCCAGAAGAACGAGGAGAAGGUGGCAUGCAGAAGAAGGUCUGUACUGAGAGACUGGGGCCCGGCCUGUCUGCUCGCGAGCCAACCAAGACUGGUGCUGGCCCACCCCGGCCCCCAACCCCGGCGCCCCCCAGCGCCAAGCUUGCCGAGGACUCGGCUCUGCAGGGCGUGCCCUCCCUGGUGGCGGGUGGCAGUCCACAGACUCUCCAGCCGGUGUCCAGCAGCCACGUGGCUAAAGCUCCCAGCCUGACCUUUGCCUCCCCCGCCAGCCCCGUCUGUGCGUCCGACAGUACCCUGCACGGGGUGGAGAGCAGCUCCCCGCUGUCCCCGCCGGCAGCCAGUUACAGCUCCGCUCUGUGGGCUGCCGAGCACUUCUGCCGCAGCCCAGAUAGCUUCCCAGAGCAGCGGCAGAGCAAGCACAGGCGCUUUCAAAAUACCCUGGUAGUCCUGCACAAAUCCGGUUUGCUGGAGAUCACUUUGAAAACCAAGGAGUUGAUUCGUCAGAACCAGGCAACUCAGGUGGAACUUGACCAGCUCAAGGAGCAGACCCGGCUGUUCAUAGAGGCCACUAAGAGCAGGGCUCCUCAGGCCUGGGCCAGGCUGCAGGCAUCUUUAACGUCAGGGUCAGGUCAUACCAGCAGUGACCUGGAAGCAUUCUCUGAGCAGCCAGACAUAUAAGAUCGAAGGCAUAUUUUCCUGUUACUUGAGUGCUUCUUUUUAACUCUCUUACUGUUACCUACUCCUGUUUCCCAAAGCUUACGUAAGAUCUUUUCCUUUUAAACUCAGACUGUUCAUUGGUUCACUUACGAAGCCACAUGCCAGGACCCGGCUGCUGUCUGAACCUGUGGUCUAUGCACAGUUUACCUUCGUCUCUGUUCCAGCGAGGACCUCAGGUUUGGGUGUCCUUGAGUCCCUCUUCCUCAGCCUGCAGGCAGUUUGAUGGCUCCUGGGGCAAAGUGUGAGAGGUGAUUGUGCCGGGCCCUUCUAGCUGUCACCUCCCGCCACCCCACUCACCAGCCAUGAUCGAGGGUGCAGUGAUGCCGGCUAGCACUCAGAGCGACGCCUGUCAAGCCAGGGAGCAGGUGACACAGGAGCCCUUCAUGGGUCUUCCCGUGAAGGUCUCAGUGACAGACGAAGGUACAAGAGGAGGGCGCUUGCGUUCCACAAGGCCCUGUGCCCUUUGGCAGGAACCUGAAAUGCUUUGGCACAGAUUGCUCUUCGGAUGCAAGCACUUAAUCACUUAAAGCUUUGUUUUUUUAAACUUGAAAGUCAAAGGGAAAGAGUAGCACUGUUAACUCUUAGACUUUAAUCACAAGCCAGAUUUCUCUUAAAUUGGUAGGUGAAAUACUUCAGAUUUGUAAAGUAUAGAAUGGAUUUAGGACCAUCUGGAGCUACAGUUGAUGAACUGCUUUUUUGACUCAUAGAGUCUGAAGAAAGGAGAAAUGGCUAGCAUCUCUUGGUUAGGAGCUGGAAGAUUCUAGUAAUUUAUGCCUUUUUUUCCCUCUCUUUUUUGAAACAAUGCAACCUGUUUUAUAUGUGAAAAUCUUAAGGACAGCUUCAUGGUUUCCAAUUGUGUAAUCCAAGUCUGCCCUUUGCUACCACUUUUUUUCCCUCUUGUUUUUACAAAAGAAGAAAGAAAAUAUUAUUAAGCUUGAUAAACUUUGAAUUAAAAUCUUUGCAAGGUUAUGACAUACAAGUCUACAAAAACUUGGAAAACAUUCUUGUUAUCCGUUUUCUUUCCACAUCCAGAGUUUUCAUUCGUCUGAUGCCACAGUGAUGUGGAGCAGUCUUCCAUGUUUGUUUUAUGCAUUGGAUUUUGGCAGCAAAGCCAAAGGUAUAAUGGGUUCUGUGAAGUCCACCUAGAAAUAGAGAGUAUUGUGAGAACUUGCAGGUGAUACACAGUUUUUCGGCUUCAUCAUAAACCAGAUUUCUAGGUUGUAAAGUUGCCAACUUCUUAUUCUCCCAUUUAAAAAAUUCCAUUCUCUUGAAAACCUUAAGAAUGACCAACUUCAUUUUUUCUGCAAGGAAAAUGGUCUUGAAGUUCUUCCAAGGCUAGAAGCUAAUGCUAGUCGUAACUCUUAACAUAGUUUUAAAAUUAGAAGGCUUCGAAUUGCCUGCAUAUUGUUUUCAAACGCAGUUUAGAAAUAAACAACCCAGUAAACUCUC
Messenger RNA from Dama dama (fallow deer), 2938 nucleotides. RefSeq names its product CLOCK interacting pacemaker (gene CIPC). The record is from RefSeq and is a predicted model, not a curated record. The transcript is spliced from 4 exons. Gene Ontology annotation, cellular component: nucleus. NCBI's taxonomy places the organism in Eukaryota, Metazoa, Chordata, Mammalia, Artiodactyla, Cervidae. Gene Ontology annotation, biological process: negative regulation of DNA-templated transcription; negative regulation of circadian rhythm. The coding region runs from base 251 to 1450 and encodes 399 amino acids.